Molecule: messenger RNA, 1161 nt
Organism: Mucor velutinosus
Lineage: Eukaryota; Fungi; Mucoromycota; Mucoromycetes; Mucorales; Mucoraceae
Product: Cysteine dioxygenase
Exons: 8
Coding region: 1-1161 (386 amino acids)
Biological process (GO): 7-methylguanosine mRNA capping
Cellular component (GO): mRNA capping enzyme complex
Molecular function (GO): mRNA guanylyltransferase activity; ATP binding
Source: RefSeq, a predicted model, not a curated record
AUGACGAGUCCAGUUCCUAGUAUUCCUGGAGAAUUUGUCAGAGAUACGCUUGAUCUCAAAGAAAAAGUGGCUUCUCUCUUGAAAUUAAACAGUUACAAAUUUCCAGGAGCACAGCCCAUCAGUUUUGGUGCAAAGCAAUUGAGAGAAAUUGAAGAAGAAGAUUUCUUUGUCGCUGAGAAAUCAGAUGGUGUGCGCUGUCUUGCUUUGUUGACAGUUAAUCACAGACGAGAGCCAGAGAUCUAUCUAUUUGAUAGAAAGAGCAACUUCCAUGUUGUUCGCAACUUUAGAUUCCCAAUUCCUGGUGAUCCAAGUUUCCAGAAAUGUUUGAAGAAUACAAUCAUCGAUGGAGAGUUCGUUCUGGAUAAAGAGGAAGAUGGCACAACACAGUUGCGAUUUUUACUGUUUGAUUGCUUAUGCAUUGAGAGCAAUGUCUUGGUGUCUCGAGGAUUGAUGAGUCGAUUAGGGUAUCUCAAAAGUGAAAUCAUAAAGCCUCAUCAAGAAAUGAUCAGAAAGAACCCUCAACUACGAAAACAGUUACCGUUCUUAGUCGAAUUCAAAGAGCAGCAAUUCACCUAUCAUCUGGAUAUUGUAUUCAACGAAAUCAUACCCAAACUCAAGCAUGGCAACGAUGGUCUCAUUUUCACCUCUGUCAAUGCUCCUUAUGCCAUGGGAACAUGCAACAAAAUGCUGAAAUGGAAGCCGCUAAACGAGAAUUCAAUCGAUUUCAAAGUAGCGUUAUUUUUCCCGGGUGGAAGUUUGCCAGGCGUCAAAGACUACACAGCUACACCGAGAAUUGAUCUACUGGUAUGGCAAGGAGGAAAGGAUUACACAUUCUUUGCAGAGCUAGGCAUCACAGACCAAGAAUGGAAGGAGAAGUUUAGCAGCAGACCCAAAGAGAUGGAUGGCAAAAUCAUUGAAUGCAACUACGAUCCCGAGCUACAGCAACAAUUGAACCUCAAAUCACCAUGGAGAUUCAUGCGAUACAGAGACGACAAGCCUGAUGGCAACCACCAAAGCACUGUGGACAAUGUGCUGCGUAGUAUCAGAGACGCUGUAUCCAAAGAAGAGCUGAUUGAAUGCAUGCCUCGCAUCAAGGAAGCAUCGAAUCGACGCAAAGAAAACAUUGAUGAUAGACAGACCAAAAAGAGAAGACAUGAAUAA